CGCACGCGGCUACGCCGCGCGCACUUGUGCUCGUGCUCCAACGUGAGCCUGCUUGCACGCUAAAAAGAGACCAGUAAUCGGGCUUAAAGUCAUGUCGUAAAUUAAUUUUUUAAAAAGUAGUUAAUAAAUAGCAUUUAAUAAUUAAUCUAGUUAUUCCUUUUUGGGAGGGUGGCCCAUAGUGACGUAGCCCAUGGGCAAGCUCAAGGGCCUGGGCCCAGGUUUUAUCCACACGUUCAUUCCUUCAUUGUGACUUCAUUCCUGAGCCGGGAUAACUCAGUUGUGGUUCGUCUUCAAGUAAGAUGGGUGCUGCAACGAGCCGCUUUAAAAGAAAGCACUCUUCAUUCAGGAAAAGUGUUCACAAAGAGGAAGAGGCAGCUGCGCCGAAAAUUGUCCUCUUCACUGGCUACUCUCACAAAAUGAAUCUGGCGUUUGCUUUGCCCUUCGCUGAAGACCCGCUUUCCAAAUUUAAAGUGUUAGUUACGAUGCCUUCUCUUUCAAGCAGUGAGUAUUUAGCGGACUCCAGGGUUUUAAACCUGUUAAAUAAGACGUUGUUUGUCCUUCAAAUGGAUAUUGAAUCGGACGAGUCUAUCAACGGCGUCCUUCGAGAGAUCAUGGAAAAUGAUGGAUUUAUCGAUGCUGUUGGCAUGAGUUUUUACAGCUUCGCACUCCCUUAUUUUUCAAGAGAUUAUUAUCUAACAGACCCAAACGGGCAAAGGUAAUAUUUAACUCAACGAUUUAUUUUUACUGGUACAUUUGA
Molecule: messenger RNA, 757 nt
Organism: Orbicella faveolata
Lineage: Eukaryota; Metazoa; Cnidaria; Anthozoa; Scleractinia; Merulinidae
Product: retinol dehydrogenase 8-like
Molecular function (GO): oxidoreductase activity
Source: RefSeq, a predicted model, not a curated record